Messenger RNA from Osmia bicornis bicornis, 3215 nucleotides. Its product is annotated as DDB1- and CUL4-associated factor 11. NCBI's taxonomy places the organism in Eukaryota, Metazoa, Arthropoda, Insecta, Hymenoptera, Megachilidae. The coding region runs from base 628 to 2151 and encodes 507 amino acids. The record is from RefSeq and is a predicted model, not a curated record. The transcript is spliced from 10 exons. Gene Ontology annotation, molecular function: protein binding. Gene Ontology annotation, cellular component: Cul4-RING E3 ubiquitin ligase complex. Gene Ontology annotation, biological process: proteasome-mediated ubiquitin-dependent protein catabolic process.
GCUUAUCGAGGAAAAUACAAUACGUUACGGUAAGUUCGUUUUAUUGUCAGUCGUUUGACAAUGCUUUUACCAACUGAGCCUUCCGUUACCCGCUCGAUAAGCUUUACCGACAUACAGUGUAGUUUCAAGACUAAACCGCUACGAAAUAUGUAAUGUAAGAACUCCAAGUUGAAAAUAUUCCCCGCUUUACGAAUCUUUUCGUUGCGAACAGUUGCGAACAGUUGCGAACAGUUGCGAAGUUCGCAGAACGCAAACUAGCCGGCUUUGUUCACUGGUAAUUUCGAUGAAUUUUUAAACGCUGUCGUUGUUGUUGUAACGCAUCGUUUCUGUUUUUGAACAAGCAAUUUUUGAAAUACAUAUAAACAUGCUGGUAUACACGCGUUGCGACCAGUUCAGAUCAGUUGCGAUCAGUUGCGAUCAGUUGCGAUCGAAAGCCAUCUACGCUUUUCUCUCCUAAAUCCCCCUUCCCCAACCCCUCUUCGCGAUGGUUUCAAGUUCUCACGCGCGCUCUUCGUUCCUGUCAUCGUCUGUUUCAACUGUCAUACUCCCUGCACUAGCGCCAUCAACCCUCGCGAACGUUUUACUUGUUUGCUUUUACACGGUAAAUAAAACACGUUUGUUAGCUGCAUGGGAGGCGUUAAUUCACGCGAUAUGGAUAUCGCACACGAUCCAGGACUUGCCGCUGUCCUGCAAUAUCUGAUACGCAGCGGCCAACUACACAUUAUAACUUCGGAUCAGGAUGACUCGGAAGAAGAAUACGCGGCGAAUUCUCAACCACCGAGAGUCACGUCUUCCCCGAACACAUCCAGAUUAGAUAAAAGCGAAAUAAGUCUUGCCACGAAACAAGCGUGCGGAUUCGUAGACAACGUCGAUAAACAUAAUCUAUCAGUGACGUCGAUGAUUCAAAGAAGAAGUUUGGGUCCUAGUUUUAGUAGAGGAGAGAGGUGUCGAAUAAGUAGCAGCUUUCUACCAAAUAAAAUGCAUCAAGUCGCUAAAUAUAAUACUAAAGCGUUUUGUGGUUCUUACUCGGAGGACGGAAGAUUUUUUUUAACUGCUAGCCAAGAUAAAUUUUUGCGUCUUUAUCGGACGCACGACGGAGAAUUUGUAGAAUUCAAAACUAUUCCUGCACGGGACGUGGGUUGGAGCAUUUUGGAUACGGCCUUUAGUCCUGAUGGCAAUUACAUCGUUUAUUCUAGUUGGUCCGAAUGUUUGUAUUUGUGGCCCGUUUACGGAGAUUCGAGUACACAGGAAUCGUUAUCGUUGUGCCCAGAGGAGCGAAGAUUUGGUGUAUUUUCCGUUGUAUUUUCAAGCGAUGGACGAGAAAUUCUGAGCGGCGCUAAUGACGGUUAUUUUUAUAUAUACGAUCGAGAAUGUCAUCAACGCGCGUUCAGGAUCGAAGCUCACGAUAACGACGUUAAUACGGUUGUGUUUGCGGACGAUACCUCGCAAAUUUUAUACAGCGCUGGUGACGAUGGACUUUGUAAGGUAUGGGAUAGAAGAACUUUGAGCGAAACCGAUCCACAUCCGGUUGGAGUGUUAGCUGGACAUAUGGAUGGAAUUACGUAUAUCGAUCCGCGCGGCGACGGUCGAUACCUCAUCACAAACAGCAAAGAUCAGACCAUCAAAUUAUGGGACGUGCGCGCAUUUUCUGAUCACAACGGUGAACAGAACACGCGCAAAGCUGUUGCGAAUCAAAAUUGGGAUUAUCGAUGGCAAAAAGUACCGAAACGACUGCACAAAGCGAGAAAUAUGUUGGAAGGCGAUACCAGCAUCAUGACCUAUCGCGGUCAUUCCGUACUUCAAACAUUGAUACGUUGUCAUUUCUCUCCUUCUUCCAUUACGGGUCAAAGAUACAUAUAUACCGGAUGUGCCGCAGGACGAGUGAUAAUAUACGACGUGUUGACUGGCAGGAUAGUUAGUAGUCUAGUGGGACACAAAGGAUGCGUUCGCGAUGUCAGUUGGCACCCGUUUCAUCAGGAGAUCGUUUCUACGUCCUGGGACGGCGCGAUCGUCAGUUGGCGAUACGCUGGAAAAACCGCUCUGGACAAUUCCGACUCGGAGGAGGAGACCGACGCGGAAUCACCACCGCGUACUUUAAGACGGAGUCAACGAAUAGCUGCUCAACGAGCGAAACAUGCCGCGACAUGUUGAGUCCCCUAGAUUCCCUAGAACCGGCAGAUCGGGAACGUUCUCGGGAAUUUGAGUCUUUUUAUUCUUACGAGGAAAGAGCUAACGCUCUCGAGGCUCUCGGUGGAAUGUUUUCGUGUCUGUCGAUGCUGAUGAUUGAUCGCUCGAUCAGUCGACGUUUCCCUUUAACGGACACAACCUUUUUCUAUAAGACUGAAUUGUUAUAGAACACGUGCACUUUAACGAAAUGAACGUUGCAAUUGAAAUCGUUCAUACUUACAUACGGGCAACGCGCGUUCACAGUAAACAAGGCAAAUUGCCGAUAUCCACCACUACCCUAGCUAUGCGACUGCUUCUCUUUCGAAUCGAACUUGCCAUUUCACAACGGUCCACCGAUCUACCUUUCCUUUUUCUUUUUUCUUUUUUCUGUUUUCUUUUCUUUUCUUUUCAACUGACACUCGAAUGAUCGGGAAAACGUCUUCCCUCUGCUUCUCUUCUUUCCGGUCUCCUUUUCUUCCAGCAGUUUUCUUUACAUCCGACUUUUCUUCUUCACUUCAAUUUACUUUCUUUUCAUAUCGUAGAUGUGCUUUCAAGUAAGAAAAAUAUUGGUGCAACAUCCUUAAAAGCCUUUCUUAUAGAUACGAAUAUUAAGAAUAUUAUUAUAUUUUACUCGUUGCAAUUUGUUAUUUUGAUUUAUCGAAGAAAAUGAAAAACAUUUAAAGACAUUAGCAGGUAAGAAAUUAAUCCGCUUCUGCUUAACGGAAUAUUAUCAUCUAUUCAACUCGAUCAUUUUAGUGCAUUGUACGAAAAAUAAUACUUUCGUAAAUGAAUAGAAAUCGCAAGGGGGAAAGGAAAUGAAAAUGAAAAUGGAAAUGGAAAUGGAAAUAGAAAUAGAAAAGGAAAAUAGUAAAAAGAGACAGUCCGAUAUCCACGGCAUAGCUGUUUUGCGAGUUGACCAAAAGCGAAAGGGACGGUAAUACAUACGUGUAUAUUUUGCAGUUGUAUAUGUGCUCGGUAAGGUAUGUUUAAAUGUUAUGAAUGGAAUUUUAAAAAUUGUACAGAUAUAGAAAUAUACGUGAACAUAGAAA